Magallana angulata is the source of this 1682-nucleotide messenger RNA. RefSeq names its product barrier-to-autointegration factor-like. Bases 171 to 443 code for a protein of 90 amino acids. The transcript is spliced from 3 exons. NCBI's taxonomy places the organism in Eukaryota, Metazoa, Mollusca, Bivalvia, Ostreida, Ostreidae. The record is from RefSeq and is a predicted model, not a curated record. Gene Ontology annotation, molecular function: DNA binding.
CGAGAAGCAAUAAUUAUGUCGGGCUCGGUAUUUCAAAAUUAACAAACCAAGAUUGAAUGACUGAGCGCCAAAAAUAGGAGGCAAUCCGGAGAAAUUCGUCAAAUCGAAAGUUGCACCAGUUGGAAGAGAGUUUAACAAAAUCGUUAAGACAGGUUAGAGAUUCAUUAAAAAUGUCUUCAACAUCGCAAAAGCAUAGAAAUUUUGUUCAGGAACCGAUGGGUGAAAAAUCAGUCACAGAAUUGGCUGGUAUUGGAGAAGUAUUAGGAGGACGCCUCAAGGAUCAUGGAUUUGAUAUGGCCUACGUUGUCUUGGGACAGUUUUUAGUUUUGAAAAAGGAUGAAGAGAUGUUCAAAGACUGGUUAAAAGAGACAUGUGGAGCCAAUGCUAAACAGCAGGGGGACUGUCACCAGUGUCUCAAAGAGUGGUGUGACAAUUUCCUGUGAAACCCAUUGACAUCAACUGCUUAAAUUGUAAAAACAAAGUGAAAAUAGAAGUUGUGCUAUGACCAGUUCAGCUGAUGAUGUAAACUGAGUGAACAGCAUUACAAAAGACAAUUUUUAAUUUAAUUGCUGAAUGUUUUUUUUUAACCUUUGCUCUAGCAUUACAUUUUGUCAGUUAUAUUUUAAUAUUCACAUACAUUUAGGUAGAAAUAAUUUGCAACAUAAAGUUUGACACAAUCAAUAAGGUGACAGUUGAUUUUUUUGUAAAUAAAAGAUUCUGGUAACAGGUAUGAUGUGACAAUAUUUAAUUAUAUACCGCCGCGGUAGUUAGUAGUCAACAUAGAGUAUCAUGUUUAUGAUUUAAAUAUUCAGCUUCUUGAGUGCAUUUAUCAGUUUUAUUAUUGUUUUCAAAAAUUUACUGGAAAUAUUCUAUUUUCAUUAGUCAAUGGAGUUAUUUCUUUAUUCCAUCAGUAAUGUUUUAGUUCCUUGAAUGGAAAAUAUAAGUAUAGUACAGUGAACAAUUAAUUUAUGUUUCCUUUUCGAGCAAUAUUUUAUCCAUAAUCUGUAACCAAAAUAUCUUAAACAACAGUAUUUUAAAAUUUAUAAAGUACUACAUGUUUGUAUAUAAAACUACUAUAUAUAUACUACUACUUCUGUAUCUAUAUAAAUUUGAAAAAGAAAAGGAUUUUUUUUUCCACAAACACAUUUUCCCACAUUUGACUUAACUUUUUUUUUGUCCAGAAAAACUAAAGAUUAAUAAUAAUUUUUCUAGCCUUGUCCCUAGCUUUGUAUUGUAUAGUAGUGUUGUGUCGUAUGUUACUCUUUACUGUACAGACACCAAGUAUUUUGUGCUUAAAACGUUAUAAUCCAUUAUAUAUGUGUAUGCUGUGUUUGCAAACCCAUUUUGAUAAAUGGUUGAGAUUAGUACAUGUAAUACAGGAUUAGUGUAUGUCUUGAUUUUAUUAAAUGAUUGAUUCUCUUAGUUAAUGUAGAAAAAAGAAUUCUCGUUUUGAAUAUUUCAUUUAAAAACCAGAUACUGUAGUACACUUUGAUUACAACAUGAACAACACUUAUACAGUUAUGGUAUGAUACAUUAAGAAUUAGAAUUAAAGGGGAAAGAUGGAUAUUUUUAUUUAAGCUCGGUGUUAUAUAUGUAUAAACUUUUUGCCUACGUCUUAAUAAUGUUAAUAGAAUGUUCAUUUAAGAUAAAAAGAUUCAAUAAAGAAUGUGUUAUAGAUUUAA